Molecule: messenger RNA, 840 nt
Organism: Meira miltonrushii
Lineage: Eukaryota; Fungi; Basidiomycota; Exobasidiomycetes; Exobasidiales; Brachybasidiaceae
Product: DUF55-domain-containing protein
Exons: 1
Coding region: 1-840 (279 amino acids)
Cellular component (GO): nucleus
Source: RefSeq, a predicted model, not a curated record
AUGGUUCGUUCUACUCGCACUGUCAGGAAUGCCUCAGGGUCAAAGGAUGUGACGGGGAAAUCAGAAGCAAGGGCAAGUAGCACAAAAGCCUCUUCUGAUGAUCAUGUCAAACCCUCCACUUCCUCACUGGCAUCAUGCUGGCUAAUGAAAGCAGAACCUGAUCCAAGAUUGGAAAAAGGCAUUGAUAUCUCAUUCAGUGUGGAUAAAUUCGCAGAAAUGCCAGAUGCAAUCACUCAAUGGGAUGGAGUACGAAAUCCAGAAGCAAGAACGAUGAUGAGAGAAAAGAUGAAGAUUGGCGAUAAAGUGUUGUUUUAUCAUAGCAAUUGUAAACUUCCUGGUAUCGCAGGAUUGGCAAAAGUUGUCAAAGAAGGAUAUCCGGAUUAUACAGCAUGGGAUGCAAAACACCCUUAUUUUGACCCAAAGACGGAUAAAGAGAAUCCGAAAUGGUUCAUGGUGGAUGUUCAACUAGAAAGAAAGUUGCCAAAUCUUGUCCCUUUGGCUUUGUUGCAAUUAUUGAGAGAUGACUCCUCAAAGAAGCUUGAUUAUCUCACAAAGGCACAUCGAAAUGCAAUAUCGUCCAUGCAAUUGCUCAAUAGAGGUAGAUUGAGCGUGCAAUACGUCGAACCAGAUGCGUAUGAUGCAAUCAUUCUGCUUGCUGAUCAAGGCGGCUGGCAGGAAUGGCCAGGAAAAUGGCAAGUCAAAGCAUCCAAAAAGGAGGUAAAAGAGCAAGACGAGAAAAAGGCGGUAAAUGAGAAUGAAGAGUCAAAAAAGAGGGGCACAAGCGAUGCGAAUGAGAGCGAAUCUACCCAAAAGAGAAGUCGAACAAGCAGACGAAAAUAG